AUGCCCCACCCCGGCUCUCCGACGCGUCAGCGCAUCUUCGAGUUUCCCUCGGCCAACUUCUCUUCCUUUGCUGAGCCUCACGGAGCUCACGUCGAGCCCAUCCAGACCGGUGGUCGCAACCCUGGUGGCCGUGGGUUCUGGCCCGCCCGCCCCCCACCCACGACCACUACCCAAAUCAAACCACUGUCCUUCCCCAAGGCUUCGGGUGACUCGGGGAAGUACCGCCCCACCAGCGUGCCUCGCCAGAUCGAAAGCGGUCCAACUGUGCCCAUUGAUGUGCCCAGUCGCCUUCUCCAGAAGGAAACCUCGAGGAAGAAUCAAUCCAAGAGGAAGUCCGUAGACAACGACGCCUCCCGAGUGGAGACGUUUGACGACAUCCGCGCCUCCAGCCCCCUAGCUGGAAUCGGACUCUCGAAGACUCCACUGGUCCCCAACCCUCCUCCUCCCAAGCCCCCGGUCAAAACUGGCCAUUUUGUCAGCAGGCUUUCCAAGUCCCUUCCGCCGUUCGUCAACCAUGCAGCCCUCUGGAAGCAGACCAUCGACCGUGUAUCAAAGGAUGAGCGAUUUUAUACCAUCGACGACCUCGCCGAGCUUCGCAUCGGUCUCGACAACGCUGUCACCAAGAUGAUGGGUAAUGUCCACGCGGCGUCGGAAACGCACAACCAGCUCAAGGGGAUCAGCGUGGCAACUCUGGACGAGCGCAAGCGCAAGACGACGUUGUACGAGCAAGAGACUGCGCGGCGCAAGGAGACGGCAUCCACGGUGGCGUCGUCACAGGUUCGCAAGAAGGCCAAGUUCUACUGA
Vanrija pseudolonga is the source of this 804-nucleotide messenger RNA. RefSeq lists its product as uncharacterized. NCBI's taxonomy places the organism in Eukaryota, Fungi, Basidiomycota, Tremellomycetes, Trichosporonales, Trichosporonaceae. The record is from RefSeq and is a predicted model, not a curated record. The transcript has 6 exons. The coding region runs from base 1 to 804 and encodes 267 amino acids.